CCUGUACAUGCAGGGACACAUGUCACGUGUAAGGACUGCCUCCUUCCUGAGGCUCAGAAGGGAGAAUCUGAACAAGCCCGGAGUCACACUCUCCUAAUGGUGGAGCUGAAAUCCAAACCCAGCCUGACUGUGGCCCAGCCUGCCGCAUCCUCUAAGCAGCCCCGGCCCGGAGAGAGGAUCCGGCCCCAGCUGUCAAAGGAGAAGAUUGAGGGCUGCCACAUCUGCACGUCGGUCACCCCCGGGGAGCCCCAGGUCCUCCUGGGGAAGGACAAGGCCUUCACCUAUGACUUUGUCUUCGACCUGGACACCUGGCAGGAGCAGAUCUACUCCACCUGCGUCAGCAAGCUCGUGGAGGGCUGCUUCGAGGGCUACAAUGCCACAGUGCUGGCCUACGGGCAGACGGGGGCGGGGAAGACGUACACCAUGGGCACCGGCUUCGACGUGGCCACAGCGGAGGAGGAGCAGGGCAUCAUCCCGCGGGCUAUCGCGCACCUCUUCGGGGGCAUCGCGGAGCGCAAACAGCGGGCGCAGGAGCAGGGCGUGGCCGGGCCCGAGUUCAAAGUCAGCGCCCAGUUCCUGGAGCUCUACAAUGAGGAGAUCCUCGACCUCUUCGAUAGUGCCCGCGACCCUGAUGCCCGCCACCGCAAGUCCCACAUCAAGAUCCACGAGGACGCCAGCGGCAGCAUCUACACCACCGGCGUCACCUCCCGCCUCAUCAGCUCCCAGGAGGAGCUGAUCCAGUGCCUGAAGCAGGGCGCCCUGUCCCGCACCACGGCCAGCACCCAGAUGAACGUGCAGAGCUCGCGCUCUCACGCUAUCUUCACCAUCCACCUGUGUCAGAUGCGCGUGUGCACCCGGCCCGACCUGGUGAACGAGGCCGUGAGCGGGCUUCCUGAUGGCGCCCCUCCUGCGAGUGAGUACGAGACACUCACUGCCAAGUUUCACUUCGUGGACCUGGCCGGCUCCGAGCGGCUGAAGCGGACAGGGGCCACGGGCGAGCGGGCCAAGGAGGGCAUCUCCAUCAACUGUGGGCUGCUGGCCUUGGGCAACGUGAUCAGCGCCCUGGGGGACCAGAGCAAGAAGGUGGUGCACGUGCCCUACCGGGACUCCAAGCUCACCCGGCUCCUCCAGGACUCGCUGGGCGGCAACAGCCAGACCAUCAUGAUCGCCUGCGUGAGCCCCUCGGACCGCGAUUUCAUGGAGACGCUCAACACGCUCAAAUAUGCCAACCGGGCCCGCAACAUCAAGAACAAGGUGGUGGUGAACCAGGACAAGACCAGCCAGCAGAUCAGCGCGCUGCGGGCCGAGAUCGCGCGCCUACAGAUGGAGCUGAUGGAGUACAAGACGGGCAAGAGAGUGAUUGGGGAGGAUGGCGCCGAGGGCUACAGCGACCUGUUCCGGGAGAACGCCCUGCUGCAGAAGGAGAACGGGGCGCUGCGCCUGCGGGUGAAGGCCAUGCAGGAGGCCAUCGACGCCAUCAACAACCGCGUCACCCAGCUCAUGAGCCAGGAGGCCAACCUGCUCCUGGCCAAGGCCGGAGACGGCAAUGAGGCCAUCGGUGCUCUGAUCCAGAACUACAUCCGGGAGAUCGAGGAGCUGCGGACCAAGCUCCUGGAGAGCGAGGCCAUGAAUGAGUCCCUGCGCCGCAGCCUCUCACGGGCCUCAGCCCGGAGCCCCUACUCCCUGAGUGCGUCCCCAGCCGCCCCGGCCAGCUCCAUGGAGGACGCCUCUGAGGUCAUCCGCCGAGCCAAGCAGGACCUGGAGCGGCUCAAGAAGAAGGAGAUCAGGCAGCGGAGAAAGAGCCCAGAGAAAGAGGCCUUCAAAAAGAGGGCAAAACUCCAACAAGAGAACAGCGAGGAGACCGAUGACAACGAGGCCGAAGAGGAGGACGAGGAACGAGAGGAGAGCGGCUGUGAGGAGGAAGAUGGCCGGGAAGACGAGGACGAGGACUCGGGCAGCGAGGAAAGCCUGGUGGACUCCGACUCUGAUCCAGAGGAGAAGGAGGUGAACUAUCAGGUGGACCUGGCCGACCUGACGUGCGAGAUCGAAAUCAAGCAGAAGUUGAUUGAUGAGCUGGAGAACAGCCAGCGGCGGCUGCAGACUCUGAAGCACCAGUACGAGGAGAAGCUGAUCCUGCUGCAGAACAAGAUCCGGGACACGCAGCUGGAGCGCGACCGCGUGCUGCAGAACCUCAGUACCAUGGAGUGCUACACAGAGGAGAAGGCUAACAAGAUCAAGGCGGACUACGAGAAGAGGCUGCGGGAGAUGAACCGGGACCUGCAGAAGCUACAGGCCGCGCAGAAGGAGCAUGCGCGGCUGCUCAAGAACCAGUCUCGCUACGAGAGGGAGCUCAAGAAGCUGCAGGCCGAGGUGGCUGAGAUGAAGAAGGCCAAGGUGGCCCUGAUGAAGCAGAUGCGGGAGGAGCAGCAGCGGCGGCGGCUGGUGGAGACCAAGCGGACCCGGGAGAUCGCGCAGCUCAGGAAGGAGCAGCGGCGGCAGGAGUUUCAGAUCCGAGCUCUAGAGUCCCAAAAGAGGCAGCAGGAAAUAGUCUUGAGGAGGAAGACUCAGGAGGUUUCUGCACUAAGGCGUCUGGCCAAGCCCAUGUCUGAGCGGGUGGCAGGGCGAGUGGGACCGAAGUCACCCAUGCUGGACUCGGGGGCCGAGGUGUCGGCCAGCACCACCUCGUCCGAGGCCGAAUCGGGGGCCCGCUCCGUCUCCAGCAUUGUGCGCCAGUGGGACCGCAAGAUCAACCACUUCCUGGGGAGUCACCCUGCGCCCACAGUGCCUGGUGCCCGCCCUGCCAGAAAGAAGUUCCAGAAGAAGGGGGCCAGCCAGAGCUUCAGCAAGGCUGCCAGGCUCAAGUGGCAGUCACUGGAGCGGAGGAUCCUGGACAUCGUCAUGCAGAGGAUGACCAUUGUCAACCUGGAGGCCGACAUGGAGCGGCUCAUCAAGAAAAGGGAGGAGCUCUCCCUCAUGCAGGAGGCACUGCGCAGGAAGCGAGAGCGGCUGCAGGCCGAGAGCCCUGAGGAGGAGAAGGGGCUGCAGGAGCUGGCGGAGGAGAUCGAGGUGCUGGCGGCGAACAUCGACUACAUCAACGACAGCAUCGGCGACUGCCAGGCUGCCAUCGUGCAGCUAGAGGAGACCAAGGAGGAGCUGGACUCCACGGACACGUCGGUGGUCAUCAGCUCCUGCUCCCUGGCUGAAGCCCGCCUCCUGCUAGACAACUUCCUCAAGGCGUCCAUUGACAAGGGGCUGCAGGUGGCACAGAAGGAGGCACAGAUCCGGCUGCUGGAGGGGCGGCUGCGGCAGACAGACAUAGCAGGCUCCUCCCAGAACCACGUGCUCCUGGACGCCCUGCGGGAGAAGGCCGAGGCCCACCCUGAGCUGCAGGCCCUCAUCCACAACGUGCAGCAGGAGAAUGGCUAUGCCAGCACAGACGAGGAGGUGUCCGAGUUCUCUGAGGGGAGCUUCUCCCAGUCGUUCACCAUGAAAGGCUCCACCAGCCACGAUGACUUCAAGUUCAAGGGCGAGCCCAAGCUGUCCGCCCAGAUGAAGGCUGUGUCAGCUGAGUGCCUGGGCCCCCCGCUGGACGUCUCCACCAAGAACAUCACCAAGUCCCUGGCCUCCCUUGUGGAAAUCAAAGAGGACGGCGUGGGCUUCUCGGUUCGAGACCCCUACUACCGAGACAAGGUCUCGCGGACCAUCAGCCUGCCCACCAGAGGGAGCACUUUCCCCCGACAGUCUCGCGGUGCGGAGACAUCCCCUCUGACCCGGAGGAAGUCCUACGACCGUGGGCAGCCCAUGAGGUCCACAGACGUGGGGUUCACGCCCCCCUCGUCCCCUCCCACCCGGCCCCGCAACGACCGAAAUGUCUUCUCUCGUCUCACCAGUAACCAGAGCCAAGGGUCCGCGUUGGACAAGUCUGAUGACAGCGACUCCUCUUUGUCGGAGGUCCUGAGGGGCAUCAUCACCCCGGUCGGAGGAGCCAAGGGCGCCAGGACGGCCCCGCUGCAGUGCGUCUCCAUGGCUGAGGGCCAUACCAAGCCUGUGCUCUGCGUGGAUGCCACGGAUGAGCUGCUCUUCACGGGCUCCAAAGAUCGCAGCUGUAAGAUGUGGAACCUGGUAACGGGGCAGGAGAUUGCAGCUCUGAAGGGCCACCCCAACAACGUGGUCUCCAUCAAGUACUGCAGACACUCGGGGCUCGUGUUCUCCGUGUCCGCCUCCUACAUCAAGGUGUGGGACAUCCGAGACUCGGCCAAGUGCGUCCGGACGCUCACGUCCUCGGGCCAGGUGGUCUCGGGGGACGCCUGCGCAGCCGCGUCCACCCGCACAGUGACCAGCGGGCAGGGGGAGCACCAGAUCAACCAGAUCGCCCUCAGCCCCGCGGGCAGCACGCUCUAUGCCGCCUCUGGGAACGCCGUCCGCGUCUGGGAGCUCAGCAGGUUCCAGCCUAUUGCCAAGCUGACUGGCCACAUUGGCCCUGUGAUGUGCCUGACGGUCACCCAGACCGCCAGCCAGCAUGACCUGGUGGUGACUGGCUCCAAGGACCACUACGUUAAGAUGUUCGAGCUGGGUGAGGGCGUGACGGGCACCAUCGGGCCCACCCACAACUUCGAGCCCCCGCACUACGACGGCAUCGAGUGUCUGUCCAUCCAGGGGGACGUCCUGUUCAGUGGCUCCCGGGACAACGGCGUCAAGAAGUGGGACCUGGAGCACCAGGAGCUCGUGCAGCAAAUCCCCACGGCACACAAGGACUGGGUAUGCGCCCUGGCCUUCGUUCCGGGCCGCCCCAUGCUGCUGAGCGCCUGCCGUGCGGGCGUCGUCAAGGUCUGGAACGUGGACAACCUCACACCUAUCGGCGAGAUCAAAGGCCACGACAGCCCCAUCAAUGCCAUCUGCACCAACAGCAGGCAUAUUUUCACCGCCUCCAGUGACCUGACCGUGAAGUUCUGGAGUGCCCGGCGCCUGCCCAGCGGCCCCCACUAGCAGUGAGGUCAGAGGACGCCUACCCCUCGGCCCAGCUGCCUGGACACAGGAGGGGACAGAGGGUGUGGCCGAUGGGCGUGGCCCUUCCUGCCCCCACCCCCGGCCUUCCCACGAGUUACAGUCCCCUGAAUCCACCACCUCUUGGGCAUGGGCGGUCGGGGAGGAAAUCAAGCUGUGAAGCCACAGGGCGAUUCCCCCUAUUUCUCCCUCCUCCUGGCCCCGAAUUCUGUUGCCCAGCUGGCCACCCUCUUCUUCCAGCCUUUGGCCCAGGGGACUCCUGUCGGAGCGGUGAGGCGGCCCCCGCCGACCAGGCCUCCCCUCCGCCCCCCGGCCCAGCCACUGCACCUGCCUCUGAGCCCAGAAAGACAGCCCUCAGGUAACGAUGCAAACCAGGUGCGGGCAGCUAGCCCCGCAGCUGACCUCUGCCCUCGGCCACCAGUGGCCGCUCCCCGUGGACCCCAGCGAUUCCUUGGGUCCCUUUCUGACAGUCUCAGCGGAGCUGCUGAAAAGAUUCCUUUGGGGAGACUGUCAGAAUGCUUCAGUUAUUUAUGUUGUUUUUUUUAUUUUUACUUUUGCUGUUGCCUCCUGGAAAACUGACUUGAAGUUCCUCCCCACAUGUUCAUUCCCGCAGCUGUCGGGCGGAAUCUCUGCGUGCUCUGCAGAGCAGGGCGGUGCCCCAGGGGCUCUACAGCCCGGGGCCUGGCCUCACCUCAGGGGGGGGCUGCUCUCGGGACCCCGCCCCCAGCCACUGGGCGCCUCCGUGCCUUCCUCCGCCGGGCUGGGCGCCCACCCGCGCAGCCUUACACCAGCCGCGCCCACAGGGGUCUCCUCGCCCGUGGGGCCUCCCGCCCGCGGCCCCCACUCCCCGAGCCCCACGUGGGCCACACAGAAGCAGCUCAGAAAACCGUCCACCAGGAAGGGGAUCGGACGUGUGCCCCGCCCCCGCCCCCGCGCGUCCCCCCGAGCCUGGCAGCACCCGGGGCCUCCUGGCCCCGAGGGGCCAGCAGUGAGGCCGAGUCUGCCGAGCUGCUCUUUCCUGGGGGCUGGGCACCCCCCCACCCCACCCCCACCCCCACUACUGAGAUGUUCCUCUUUUCCUUUUCCACGCAUUUUUCUGACUCUAACCUGGCCUUGUGCUUCCUGGCCUCAGUCUGGGGGGCCGGGAGCCCCAGCUCUGUCCAGAGAACACGGUGACCUUUGGGGCUUCGGGAGGCAGCCCUCCGCACCCCUCCCCACGUGACACUUGGGGAGGAGGGAAGGAGGACAGGGCCUCGCCCUACUGCUCAGAGCUGCUCCCCAGCUAAGAAAGCCAUCCCGCCAUGAGCGGCCCCGGCUGGACUCGGGGCAGACGUCGGGGAGCAGUCAUGCAGAGGGACCUGUGCAGAGCUGGGACAGCACCUUCAGGACCGGAAGCCCCUCCUGCUGGGCCCCCCAGGGGCACUGGGAGCCCCGUCCGCCGCUGAGAAGUGGGCGCUGAGAAGCCACCCCUCCGUCUACCCCCCGGCCCCGCCCCUCCGUCUACCCGCUCAACAGAAAGCUCAACCUUGCGACCUGUACGUGAGAAUACUCAUGACUGUUUACAGACUGUAGAAAUACAAAAGACUGGCUGCCCUCGCCUGGGGCCUGGACCAUGGCUGCAAGCCUGUCCUUGCUCGAGGGGGGCCGUUUGCCCACUAGAGGUGCUCGGCGUCCCGCUGUUGCCGACGAGUCCGCUACCUCAUGGCGGGCUAGCUCUGCUGUCCUGGCGGGAAGCCCUGACUCUGGGGUCUCGGAAGCAAUUCCCAGCCGUGCCCCGGAGCUCUGAAGUCAGCACACCCUGUCGGGCUUGUCAGGGUGCCCAGUGGGGGCCCCGCGCCCCUCCCUGCACAAGCUUUCUAGAUGUGGAAGCACAAAGUGGUUGAGAUGAGAGCACAAGGCAGGGCUGGCAGCCGGCGACCUGGGCAAGCCCGCCAGGAGGUCCCGCCCCGGGGGGCGCUGAGGAGGCCUGUCCCCCUCCCAGGGCUCAUCCUGCAGUGCUGCCCCUCUGAGCCACCCCAAGGCUUGAGGCUGGCCCUGCAGGCAGGCCAUGUCGGAGGGCUGGCCCCGGAGUGGCACCCUCUUCCCCGCCAUGUCCUGAAUCUUUGAAUGCCUGACCCCAACCCUCCUGACUUGGAUCCUUACCCCCCCACCCCCCCCAGGCCGAGCCCUGGAACAGCUUUAGCAGCUGGUUGGUGAGCUCCCUGAACUGGGCCGUCUUCUGGCCUUAGCCUGGUCCUGGGCCCAGACCUCGGCUCUCAGCAUCCUCAGGCCAGCGUCUCUUCCGUCAAUGGGGCUGGCUCCUACGAGGUGGCCAGAAGACCCCAGGCACACCUGACGUCACGUCCGGAGCUUGCCGGGGGGAGGGAGGCUGAGAGCCGAGGCCGGCUUGACCGAGCCCAUGAGGCUGUCAGGGAGCCGCCAUUUGGGAAGGGCCGCCUGUGGGUCCAGGGGUCUGACCCUGCUGCCUGCCCGGGAAUUGAAAGCACAAAGCGCUGGAGGGGCCUCCUUGUGCCGCCCAGCCAGCGAGGCGCCCCAGGCGGCCGCUGUGAAGUCAGGAAUUCCUGGCCUCUCCUGCCCUUCGCAGUGGGGGGUGGGGGGGGUUGCCCAGGCUGCCGGAGUCCUCUGAAUUGGUCUGGGCCGCGUGCGGGCACACCCCCUGGUCUUUGAGCCUCGCCUCACCCACAGUGCCAGAGCCUAGAGCUCCUUCCCACCAAAGUGGCCCAAAGCCAGCUCCUCCAUCCCUUUGCCCCCUCCUCCAGCACAGGAAACAGUGCCGAGCUCAGCUGGGCAUGGCCUCCCGGCCGGGCUCAGGAACCAAGCCUUGGCCGGUUCUCCCCAGGAGCCCUCCUCUCCUGCUCUCAGGCCCUCCCCUGCCUUCUGAUGCACAGGCACAGAGCCCGCGGGAAAGUUCUCACUUCUGAAGCAUCUUUGCUCUCCUCCCCCACCACCCCCGGAGCUCAGAGGGUGCUCCGGCCCCCACAGCUCCCUGGUCCAGCCCUCUGAACACCUGUCCCGAGGGCCCUGCGGGGUAGCCAAGGGUCAGAGAAGACCCCUGCCCCGCCCACCAGCUCUUUUCUAGCCAUCCCCUGCCGGGGCGCGGGGCUGUGUUUGGCUCAGCUCCUCUGCUGGGUGGUCGCACAGGUGUAUGUAUGUUUUGUACGCUGGCCAAUGACUGUACAUAGUGUAUGAAAGUUAUUUAAGCUCAUGCUGUACAUUUCUGUUCCCAGACAGGAUGUGAGUGUUCGAAGAAGCUGUCGUGAAUAAAACUCGAAUGGCCAUUGUC
This is a messenger RNA of Bubalus bubalis (water buffalo), 8287 nucleotides long. RefSeq names its product kinesin family member 21B (gene KIF21B). Gene Ontology annotation, molecular function: microtubule motor activity; microtubule binding; ATP binding. The transcript is spliced from 35 exons. Lineage: Eukaryota; Metazoa; Chordata; Mammalia; Artiodactyla; Bovidae. Gene Ontology annotation, biological process: microtubule-based movement; mitotic spindle organization. Bases 97 to 4986 code for a protein of 1629 amino acids. The record is from RefSeq and is a predicted model, not a curated record.